AUGGUGUACAUCCCUCCUUCGCCAAACGGGCCUGCGGACCCGGCCUCUCCUACAGAAGCAAACUCGCAAUCUAAGGUAUUCAGCGAAGGUCAUGCGAGUGACUAUGGUCAGAACACCACUCGACGCCAUUUCGCGUACUCGGAGCCUCUGCCUCCCGUACCAGCGAGCCGUUGGGGUAAGAUUCGACUUGCUAUUCGCGAUCCCGCCGCAGAGUUCAUUGGGGUCGCCAUCCUUGUCAUGUUUGGCUGCGCAGGUAGUUGUCAGGCUGUUACUUCCACCAAUCCAGGUGUCGCUUCAACACAGCAGGGUAGUUACUUUUCCAUCGCGUUGGGUUGGGGGUUUGGCCUUGCCUUGGGUGGAUGGGUGAGUGUAGGAGUUUCGGGAGGUCACAUCAAUCCCGCGGUCACCCUGGCUAUGGCUACAUUCCGCGGGUUCCCAUGGAGGAAGGUUCCAGGCUACGUCUUCGCCCAGUUGAUGGGUGGUAUAUUCGGUGCUGCGCUAGUUUAUGCCAACUACUACCACGCCAUCAACAUAUACGAAGGCGGACACUAUAGGACACUUUCUACCGCCAGAUUUUUCGGCACCUAUGCGCUUGACUACUUGCCGAACGCGGCCGCAUUCUUCGACGAAUUCUUAGGCUGUUUCAUCCUUAUGUUAGUCAUCCUCGCCGCCACCGACAAGCGCAACUCUCCUCCUCCGGGGCUUUUUCCACUUGCUCUGUUUCUCACCCUCUUCGGUCUGGGAGUUUGCUUUGGCAUGCAAACAGGUUUUGCCGUUAAUCCAGCUCGUGAUCUGGGUCCCCGCAUUCUGACAGCAAUUGCCGGCUGGGGCAAACAGGUGUUCACCUAUCGAAACCAAUACUGGUUAUGGGCUGGUGUGUUAGCGCCCAUUUUCGGGGCUCAAAUCGCCGCGAUGUUGUACGACACCUUCAUCUAUGAUAGUCAAGACAGUUGCAUAAACCGGGCGUUCAUGAAGGUUCCUUCACGAAGGACACAGGGAAAUGCCGCUAAUUCCACCAUGGUGUGAGCGCUUGGGCAUAGUGAUUUGCGAAAAAUAACCAUCUGGUAUAAUUCAAAAAUUGCUGUCUCGAUUUCCUUCUUGGUCUUCUUGUAGACUUUAUUUCAUGUCCGUAUGAUUUAUGAUCGCUACGAAUUUUCCUUUCUCAAGCACAAGACUUUUACAAAUCAUGUUCGGUCCGAUAUUCGUAUCAGACCGGCAAAAUUUUACAUUGUCUUUUUGAGUCUUUCAUCGUUGCUAGCAUUACCCUUUCAAGUCUAGGUUAUAAUAGUUCAAUGCUUGAGACUUGAUGUUGUC
Messenger RNA from Guyanagaster necrorhizus, 1314 nucleotides. Its product is annotated as aquaporin. The record is from RefSeq and is a predicted model, not a curated record. Lineage: Eukaryota; Fungi; Basidiomycota; Agaricomycetes; Agaricales; Physalacriaceae. Gene Ontology annotation, cellular component: plasma membrane. The transcript has 9 exons. The coding region runs from base 1 to 1026 and encodes 341 amino acids. Gene Ontology annotation, molecular function: glycerol channel activity; water channel activity. Gene Ontology annotation, biological process: glycerol transmembrane transport; water transport.